Penaeus monodon (black tiger shrimp) is the source of this 1330-nucleotide messenger RNA. RefSeq lists its product as uncharacterized. The record is from RefSeq and is a predicted model, not a curated record. Bases 7 to 1284 code for a protein of 425 amino acids. The transcript has 7 exons. NCBI's taxonomy places the organism in Eukaryota, Metazoa, Arthropoda, Malacostraca, Decapoda, Penaeidae. Gene Ontology annotation, molecular function: protein binding.
CACAUUAUGGUAGAAGGUUCUAGAGCGACAGUAAGCUACACCCCCAACACAGAGCUAGAUUACGGUACACUUCUCUGCUGGGGAUCCAAUUCUGUGGGUGUUCAGCGGCAUCCCUGUGUCUUUCACGUGUUCCCUGCUGGCCCUCCUGAUCCUGUACACAACUGUUCAGUGUACAAUCUCUCAGUGACGGUAGUGAACGUCCGAUGUCUAGCAGGAUUUGAUGGUGGUCUGCCGCAGACUUUCAUCCUCGAGUUAUAUGACCCUCACACGAACGUCUUAAUCGGGAAUACGACUAACGUGGUGCCGAAGUUCUCAGUGCCAGGUUUGCCUCCUGGCGUGGGUCUGCUGGGCGUGGUCUACUCCACCAACGCAAAGGGGCGUGGCCAAAUGAUCAAUCUGCAGGUGUUCACACUAAAAGACGUGGCGGAGAGACGUACAGCCGCAGUGAAGCCGCCCCCGCACGCCAGCGUCUCCUCCGUCAGGAUAACCGCCAUCAUCGCAGUCGUGAUGGGCGUCUUAGGCGGUCUCCUCGUCGUGGCCAUCCUCAUCUGCGCCGUCCUCAGACUCAGGGAUGGGCGUGGAGACGUGGGCGCGGGGCCGAGAGCGGCGGAGGUCAAGGCGAAGGAGCGUGGGCGUGAGAGGCCGCAGGAAGGAGGCGGGCAGGACGAAGGGGCGGCCAAGACGGCGCUGACGACGAGCCUGAAGGAGGUCCAAGCGCGAGCCGGCUCCCCGAGGGACUACGACGAGAAGAACCCGGAUGUGAUUCCACACUCAGACUCCGAAUCAUGGCCUGCCGAGGGAGUUAACACGAUCAGUUCAGCGUCUCUGCCUCCCACGUACUCUGCUCUGCCAAGGACCUCCGCGCAGGUGUAUUCGCAUGGAAAUUAUCAGCAGGCCCAAUGCGGCAGCGACGUGCAGUACGCCGAACUCCUGCUCUCCGGGACGACCAUCACGACCACCCCCCGCCCGCACGACCAGCACAAGGUCAUCUACACGACCCUGGACCACAAACACAUCCUCCCCCACUACCCUUCCCCUCAGCCCCACCCCUCCUACACCCACCCGUCCCUCCCUCCCUCCACCUCGUCCCCAUCCCCUCCCACGCACCUCCUCCAGCAGGGGGGGUCCCAGCACCACCUCGGAGGUACGUGGACGACCUCCUGCGGCACGACCUCGCCGCGGCAGCCUCUCCUCCGUCGGGAUUCCCACGUCGACGACCCUCUCAAGGCCGACCCUGAGGCGCGGGUUCCUCUCAUCUCGAACCAGAAGGAGAGUUCUGUUUAAGGAUGAUACGAGCAGCACAUGAAAAAUAUACAUAUUAAAUUGAAAA